Alligator mississippiensis (American alligator) is the source of this 6518-nucleotide messenger RNA. It is a transcript of the gene HYCC1, whose product is annotated as hyccin PI4KA lipid kinase complex subunit 1. Gene Ontology annotation, biological process: protein localization to plasma membrane; phosphatidylinositol phosphate biosynthetic process. Gene Ontology annotation, cellular component: plasma membrane. The record is from RefSeq and is a predicted model, not a curated record. NCBI's taxonomy places the organism in Eukaryota, Metazoa, Chordata, Crocodylia, Alligatoridae. The coding region runs from base 441 to 1988 and encodes 515 amino acids. The transcript has 13 exons.
AGGCCUCUGAGCUGAGAGAGGAAGUGAGCGGACGGUUCCGAUCUGGCUCGGUGCCUGGGAGCAGGGGAGAGCGGGGAGAGGGGAAGCGAGGCAGCGGCACAGCCGAGCCGAGCCCAGGCUGGAUGCGUGUGAUCCCCGACUUGGAGACCUGUGCAGAGUGACUCUGGACUGACGGCUGGUUCCCGGGCACACCUCCAGAGACGAAGGUGUUCCAUUCCUGGCCCAUGGGCCAGAUCCAGCCUGAAGAGCUGUGUCAUCUGGAUGGUGGUGGAAUAGUGGUGGGAUUAAUUGCCUUUUCACGGCUAGACAUGGACCCCUUCUAAUGCUUUUCUCUUUCCAGUAUUUCUUAUGAACUACGAAGAAUCUUCAUGAACAAACUUUAAAUUGAAAAUUAUAGAAGAAGGGCCUAAGGUUGCAGACUGCAGAACAGAUGUGGGAAGAUGUUGGCUGUGGACACGGGGCUUGUGGAGGAGUGGUUAUCAGAGUUCAAGACGCUGCCAGAAGCAUCAAUAGCUAGCUAUGCUACAAAUUUGAAAGAUAAGAGUUCUCUGGUCUCAUCUUUGUACAGAGUUAUUCAGGAACCACAGAGUGAGCUGUUAGAACCAGUUUGCCACCAGCUUUUUGAGUUCUAUCGCAGUGGUGAGGAACAACUGCUACGGUUCACACUGCAGUUUCUACCAGAAUUAAUGUGGUGCUACCUUGCAGUCUCAGCCAACAAAGACCUGCAGAGCAGUGGUUGCAUAGAGGCUCUUCUCCUAGGAGUUUACAACUUGGAAAUAGUGGACAAAGAAGGGCACAGUAAGGUGCUGAGUUUCACAAUUCCAUCCUUGUCCAAGCCUUCUGUGUAUCAUGAACCUUCCAGCAUUGGUUCCAUGGCUCUUACUGAGGGAGCUCUAUCCCAACAUGGUUUGUCCAGGGUUGUGUACAGUGGACCUCAUCCUCAGAGAGAGAUGUUAACAGCGCAAAAUAGGUUUGAAGUCCUCACAUUCCUCCUGUUGUGUUAUAAUGCUACCUUAAGCUACAUGCCAGCAAUCUCUCUCCAAUCAUUGUGUCAAAUUUGCUCAAGAAUCUGCGUGUGUGGAUAUCCUCGCCAACAAGUGAGAAAAUACAAAGGAAUAAGUAACAGGAUUCCAGUUUCUUCUGAAUUCAUGGUCCAAAUGCUAACUGGGAUUUAUUAUGCCUUUUAUAAUGGAGAAUGGGAUCUGGCUCGUAAAGCUAUGGAUGAUGUUUUGUAUAGAGCCCAGCUGGAAUUGUAUCCAGAACCACUUCUGGUUGCUAAUGCAAUAAAGGCUUCACUGCCUCAAGGUGCCAUGAAAUCUAGUAAAGAAGGUACUAGGUGCAUUCAGGUUGAAAUUACACCUACUUCAUCUAGAAUAUCAAGAAAUGCUGUGACUAGCAUGUCUAUCCGGGGGCAUAGAUGGAAAAGACAUGAUAAUACUGAUCUAGCAAUUCAAGAAGAACUGAUAGAAGUAUCUGAAAAUGAUGAAGGGUUUUACUCUAGGGCUACUUCUAGCUCAAGCCAGUCUGCCUUAUCAAACAGCAACAACACCAGCAGCAAGAUCCUGUUAGGGAAGAGCCAGCGAAGAUCUGGAGGAAGCAAAGUUGGGGGAAAAGAAAAAGAAGGUGCUGGAGAAGUGUGCAGAGAACAGUUGUCUCGAAAACAAACUCAGCGAGCCAUGAGUGAAAAUCUAGAGCUUCUGUCCUUAAAGAGACUGACAUUAACUACUAGCCAAUCGCUGCCUAAGCCUGGCAGUCAUAGUUUGGCCAGAACUACUACCACAGUUUUUAGUAAAUCUUUUGAGCAGGUCAGUGGUGUUGCAGUUCCAAGUAACCGUGGUAGUAGCGUGUCUGGUACAGAAGUAAAUAGGUUUUCUGCAUGCAGUCUGCAGGAAGAUAAAUUAAUUUAUGGAAUAGAAAAAACAGAUGUCCCCAAACAAUCAAAUCAGCAGCGACCUCCCAGUAUCAGUAUAACACUGUCAACUGAUUGAUGUCUGACAAACUGGUCAGUAUGAAAAAGGAAUUUAACAAAAUCUCUAAUGUUGGUCCUCUCUACCUUGUGUGGUCCCCUCUUAAAUGCUAAAUACCUACGUUCUUUAUCUUGUAAAGUUCAGCCGGAAUUUGACAGUAACAAAGUCUAGAUUGCAAUCUUAGCUAUUUCCUAUUAAAUUUAAAAUGUUAAUAGUGUAGAAAUAGCUCUUUAAGUGGUUUAAGUCUUUUAUUUUUUUUUUUUAAAGUUUACACCCCCUAUAGUUGCAAUUGUUAACAAGCAUCAGCAAUUUCUUCUUUGCUGCUCAGUUUCUUUUGGAAAGGUGGCCAUCUUGGAAUGAAAGUUUGGAACCACAUUGUAAGACUCUUGUAUCAUAACACUACCACAAGGCAAAACAUGCCAGAGAAAGUGUUUUAGUGCGAGAGGGCUACUUUUGAUGAAAGGUUGUAGCCUCAAUUUACUGUUGCAUGGAGUAUGGCUGCUGUUAUUAACUGUGGGCCACAUUUUAAAAACUGUAUUUCUGUCUUGCGCACACUGAAAUCAAAAUCAAAAAAUGCAAAUUAGAUUUUUUUCACACAUGAUGCUUCUUUGUAAAUCCCAUCUUUGAAAUGUGGUCUAAAAAGUCAUACAAUGGAAGAACAAACUUCUGGUGGACAGGAGUGUUCUGUAACCUCUAGGAUUGCCAUCAGAAAAGUGACUUGGUAGCAUAGUGAAUUUCAUGUUUGACUUCAGUGUCUUCCUUACAGAUAUGUUUGAUCCAAAAAACAAAAAGUUGUUGUUCUGUUGCUUCAAAGUGGACUUUGUGGAUAGGGCUUUUAUUUUUAGCUCAAGAGUUUUUUGGGAAUUUGGGGGUUUGUUUGGGUUUUUUUAACAAAUUAUUUAUAUAGAAUUCCAUCAAUUUUGAUGAGUGAGCUGCAGAUUUCAGUUGCUUCUCUGGGUGGCAAUUAUAGUCUCUCACUUUUUACUAUUGCCACACUUGAAUUUUCCUUAAUUUCCAACAUCAGUGUGCAAAAAAGGUAUGUUUUUUCUUGUCAUUUGUGAAAGGAGCAAAUUGUUCUCCCUUACCUACCCUUCUGCCUUCUUUGUCCUCCAGCCUAGUAUGCUCUAGUAUGCAAGGUUAUUGCACAUCAAGAAGAUUAGGCACUAAGUUGCUGCUUGGCAUCAUUGUCAUCAGACCCUUUUUUUUUAAAUAACUUUGGAGAAAAUGUGUUCAUUAGUAGCAGUGUCAGCAUUUUUACAUUGAUCUUGAUAGCCUUUGCUUUUAGUCAAGCAAACCAGUUAAAGGAAUUAAAGUGCUUAAAAGUAAGAAUACUGUUAAAAGAUGUGCGCAAAUUAAGUAUCUUGCAAGCACAAAAGCAAAUUUAUACUGUUGCUGAUUAGAACUUUUAGGCUUCUGUGUCUCCAUUAUUUUGCUAGUUUAAAGUAUAAAAUAGCAAUGUGCUUUAGAGGUAACUAUAGUAGUAGUGAGAGGUAAUGUUAAGAUGGCUUUAACAGCGCUUAAUAAUUACAACGUAUAUGCAAGUGAGGAGAAGAAAAAGCUGGCAAUAAUUGCUCCUUGUAGUUAAGUGAGUGUUUAUAGUGUAAUGUUGUGGUCUUCCCCCUCUCCCACCUCCAGGUAAAAUGAAGGAAUAAUUCAUAUAAUUUACACUCAGCCAGAUUUCUACAGUCAAGAAUAUAAAGGGUGCUGAUACCACAGAGCAAGUUCCAAAGCAUUAGUAGACUUUCCCUAAUUAAUUUUUACCUUGUGAUGCCACUCUCUCAUCAUUUGAAAACUAAAGCACAAAUUUAAGCGGGCCCAAAUUAUACUGUCUUUCUCCUGAGCAGCUUUUAGGAAGAAGAGGUGAGAGGAUGUGGAGGGGGUAGUGUAGUAUGAAAUGUUAGUUGAUCUUUGGUCGUAGCACUUGAAGCACUCGAACCACAAGUGGCUGAAGUAUAACGGGCAGCUAAUCAGAGGUACAACUAGUUAAUGGCUACUGAUUUGAAAUUCUACUUUUUAAUCUGAAAUUUCUUCCAGGAUGUUGAGAAGAAACCUUCUAGCUGGAAGUUCUAGUGACCCUUUGCUGGCUCUUACAGGUAGAACUAGCUGUCUUGAUCUGAUUUCCUAGCUAUAGGGUAGUUUUGUGUUUCUUUUUUUUUAACAUUUUGCUUGAAAUACCUGUUUAAGUUAACUUCGUAUUUAAUUUCCUAAUGCCAAGAAAACUCUGCUUUAUUCUGACAGUAUUAAUUAAGAAUUAGCUUUGAGAAGACAAUGGUAUUUUAAACUUUCUUCUUUUUUCUAUUUUUUAGAGACUGAUUUUGAAUUAUCUCCAUAGUGAAACUUUUUGAGAUUCAGUAUUGAUAGAAAGGCCAAAAAUUAUUGUACUGGGAAAACGUAGUAAUUUUAUUGGAAAGUUUAUAAAUUAAUAGAAUCAGUUCUUGAAUUGUGUCUAAAAUGCCAUAGGAUACAAGUGGGUAACUUAAUGUUUACAAAGCUGUUGACUAUUAUUAACACUAUGGAUCAGGUGGUAUUUGCUUAAAAUAAAACCAGUUUAUUCUUUAUCUUGCACAGCCAGUUGUUCUUAUCUUUGGCAGUUUUGUUUAAUGAUAGGAAGAAAAAAUGUUAGAAUAAAAUGAUAAAACCCACUUCCCUAUUUACACAACUGAAUUUACAUCAGAUUUUCUGCUUUUCAAGUAAGUGUGAUGAAAGGGGAGGUUUAAUUGAUGAAAAGGCUAUUGUUUCUACAUGCACAAACAUUGUCUUCAUAAACAUGUGCCCAACGCCUGCUCCGACACAUGCUAAUUAGCAUCUCAUAUUCCGCUCCCCCUUGCUUCAAAAUGGCAGAGAUGAUUUAACUAAAGUUUGCCAAACAAGCUUUGUUAAAGUGCCCCCACCAUCAUUUUAAAGUGUGGGAUGCUGAAGAUAUGAGAUGCUGCGGGUGUCCCAGGAACCACUCUAAUUAAAGCGCCCCCUUCUCCACCCCAGAGCAUGUGUAAAGACACUCUACAAGGCUUAUUCAUUUAUCAUGUUUUAUAUAACUCCAGAACCUAACACCCAAUAAUACUGAAAAUGACCCUAAGAAUCUUUUAUUGAUAUAUAUGUUUAAAAAUAGAACUCUUGCAUGGGUUGUUUUUUUUAUUUUUUUGUUUUUAAUGGAGCACAGGGAAAGUAGGAAUAACUGUUCUUUAACGUUGUAUAUGGCUGUUCAAAUAUGCAUUAAAAUUUCUUUUGUAGGGAAGUGUUAGGCACACUAAUAAGUUACAGCAAGUUCAAAGAGGGCAAGGAUUUUAUAUAUGUCAGAAGUUCCAUGGUAAGUGGUCCUGUGCAUGGUUUUCUUCUGGGGUAAAUGGAAAUGUACCUCAGUGAAAUGGGGCUAAGCUACCAUGGGGUUAGCUUCCAUUUACUGUCAGGUAAGAGUAUGCCUGGCCUGUGAAGCGACAGAAACAUGGUAAAUUGCCACUCCUGAUACAAUAACUUGCUUGUGUUUUCUAGUAUGUUUAGUCUUCAAAGUAGAAUUCAAGUGACAGUGGCUCCCUUUGGAUUAGCAGUGUCUUGAUGCAUUUAAUUAUGAAGCCAUUGUUCCAUUAAGCAAGAUUUGCCCAUUUUAAAUUCAGUAUACAUAUUGCAUUGAAGACAGUUGUUGAGCAGUUUUAUUUGUGGUUUUUUCCCCUGGGGGGAAGGAUGGGGGCUUACCUUAGCUGUAAGGGAUUACUUGAGAAACUUAUUUGAGUUUUAUUAGUUUUUUAAUAACUGGAGCUAAAGAGAAAAUGUCUAAUGCCGACAGUUAAAUGUAAACUCAUUACAUAAAAACAAAGGGAAAUGUUUCCAGUGCUGGUUUAACAAAACCUAAAGUAUUUUAUGAAAAUAACAUUUUAACAUAGGAAGUAUUUUAUUUAAUUCUUUAUAUAGAAAUCAGGUAUUUGUUUUCUGGAACUUCAGGACAUUUUUAUGCAAAGAACAUGUACUUUCUAACCAUUUUGUCUUGAUCUGUUAUGUGGUGUUUUUUCUGAAUUAAAAAAUGCUAGAUUGUUGGAGAUCGUACAACUAAAAAAUACAGUAAUAUACUGAUGGGUUUUUUUUAGCAAUCUUUCUAGAUGCAAGCAGGCUCCUUCUGAGUAGUAUAAAGAUUUUACAAAUUUUUAACUUAGUUUUGUCAUAUUUCUCUUGUCAAAGUUUGAGGUUUUAAAUGCCAUAUGUAGAUGUAUAAUAUUGCCUUUUGUAUUUCUGUAAGUUUUUAUUUCCAGAAGACUGCAACAGUGGACUAGAUAUAUAUUUUUAGUCACACAAGUCUGUGGAAUAACUGCAUCAGUUCAUAGUUGGUUCAGUCUUCUCUUGAAAGCCUGGGUUUAAAUGAUCAUGCCACGCAUAGUUUGCAUAGUUUGUUGUGUGACACUUCUGUUUUGGUAAUGCAACAUUUCACUUCUUUUACUUAGUAAAAUGCGUUUGUUUCAUUCUACUGUAGAGUUUACAUUCCUAAAGUAUAAACCAUGAAUUUACAUUGCUUUGUGUUUACUAUUUUGGUCAUUGAAAUAAACUGGAAUUUUUUUGAUGUUG